CAUUCCCCUUCUCUUUUUUUCCUUUUUAUCUCAUCUUAUCUUCUCUUUCCCAAAGAUUGUAAGAACACCAAAAAAAAUUCUCUCUAUCUCUCAAUUUUGUAUAUGUGUUUUUGUUUCAUGUUUAGGAUCAUUGAAAUCCCUAAUCCACUCUCUGUACGUUGUCCUGUUCAGAGUUUUCUUGCAUUGAAAUGUUUUCAGGAAUGUUAAACGAUCGUUUUUUUCUCUUUUCCAAUACGUGUGGGAAUUGAAAAUACAUAUACGGAUGAUCAUCUACAUUGACUUUUUAUUACGUGUUUAAUCGUAAAUAUAUUUGAUUACCCUUAAGAAAAUAUUUCAACAAAUAUGUGCCUGAUAAGAGUUGUUUUGUUUUGGGUUUAUUCAAAUGUAAGGAUCUUUGUGUUGAUGAUUCUUGUUUCUUAGAAGAGCAAUGAGCAAUUAUUCAGCCGGACUCGGUAAGCCUGGCUCAGGUAAGAGGAGAAUAAGAGACCUUUUGAACCAGCCUGAUAACCGAGUCUGUGCUGACUGUGGCGCUCCUGAUCCUAAAUGGGCAUCAGCAAAUAUCGGAGUGUUCAUUUGCUUAAAAUGUUGCGGUGUGCACAGAAGCCUCGGCACUCACAUCUCAAAGGUCUUGUCUGUGACACUAGAUGACUGGUCAGAUGAGGAAGUCGACUCCAUGAUUGAAAUAGGAGGAAAUGCUUCUGCUAAUUCAAUCUACGAAGCUUUUGUACCUGAAGGCAGCUCUAAGCCUGGUCCUGAUGUUAGUCAUGACCAGCGUUUGAGAUUCAUCAGGUCAAAGUAUGAACUCCAAGAAUUUCUGAAACCAAGUUUGAGGAUAACAUCAGGGAAAACUACCUCAACAAAGAAACCGCCAUCUUUUCUUAGCUCAAGUCUUUCUACAAAAUUCAUGGAUAGUUUUCGCACAAAUUCAUCAUCAAAGAAGAUUUUUGAGGAAGGAAUGGUAGAGUUUAUUGGAUUGUUGAAGGUGACUGUCAAGAAAGGUACUAACUUAGCAAUCAGAGACAUGAUGUCAAGUGAUCCUUAUGUUGUCUUGAAUCUUGGGAAGCAAAAACUUCAAACAACAGUUGUGAAUAGUAACUUGAAUCCGGUAUGGAAUCAAGAACUCAUGCUGUCUGUGCCUGAGAGCUAUGGUCCAGUUAAAUUGCAAGUGUAUGAUUAUGAUACAUUCUCUGCUGAUGACAUAAUGGGAGAAGCUGAACUUGACAUCCAGCCUCUGAUAACAUCUGCAAUGGCAUUUGGGGAUCCUGAGAUGUUUGGGGACAUGCAGAUUGGGAAAUGGCUGAAGUCGCAUGAUAAUCCGCUAAUAGAUGACAGCAUCAUUAACAUUGUUGAUGGGAAAGUGAAGCAGGAGGUUCAGAUCAAGCUUCAGAAUGUAGAGUCUGGAGAGUUAGAGCUGGAAAUGGAAUGGCUGCCACUUGACCAAUAAUACUAACAAUAACGCAGUAGAUUCCAUUUUAUAUGAACACUUUAUACAGUUUGCAAUACAUUCUUUUGUUCUUUUCUUGGAACAUUUUUGGUAUCUCUGAUUUCUUUUCACAGGAAAGUGUUUGUUUGUAAUACUCUGUCUCUUGAUAUCUUACAGAGUUACGCAUUUUGAUGGGACUUAAAACAAACUAUUGAUUGAA
This is a messenger RNA of Brassica napus (rape), 1643 nucleotides long. RefSeq names its product probable ADP-ribosylation factor GTPase-activating protein AGD13. The transcript is spliced from 8 exons. Lineage: Eukaryota; Viridiplantae; Streptophyta; Magnoliopsida; Brassicales; Brassicaceae. Bases 428 to 1444 code for a protein of 338 amino acids. The record is from RefSeq and is a predicted model, not a curated record. Gene Ontology annotation, molecular function: phospholipid binding; GTPase activator activity.